Molecule: messenger RNA, 3231 nt
Organism: Pezoporus occidentalis (night parrot)
Lineage: Eukaryota; Metazoa; Chordata; Aves; Psittaciformes; Psittacidae
Gene: RAB33B
Product: RAB33B, member RAS oncogene family
Exons: 2
Coding region: 139-831 (230 amino acids)
Biological process (GO): Rab protein signal transduction; regulation of exocytosis
Molecular function (GO): GTPase activity; GTP binding
Source: RefSeq, a predicted model, not a curated record
UACCUGGGGCGGCGGUUAACGGUCGGUGCGGCGCGCGGGAGGGAGGAGCAGGCGGCGAGAGGGGCGGCCGUGUCCCUGUCCCCUUCCCCGAGGCAGUGCGGUCCGGUCCGGUCCGAUCCGACCGGGCCCCGCAGAGCGAUGAUGGCCGCGGCGGCCGACCUGGAGUCCUCGCUGGAGCUGAGCCUGACGGGCAGCGGCGCGCUCCCCGGCGGGCUGCCCCCCGCGCGCUCUCGCAUCUUCAAGAUCAUCGUCAUCGGGGAUUCCAACGUGGGGAAGACGUGCCUCACCUACCGCUUCUGCGCCGGCCGCUUCCCGCAGCGCACCGAGGCCACCAUCGGCGUGGACUUCCGCGAGAGGGCUGUCACCAUCGACGGGGAGCGCAUCAAGAUCCAGCUGUGGGAUACAGCGGGCCAGGAGCGCUUCAGAAAGAGCAUGGUGCAGCACUAUUACAGGAAUGUACAUGCCGUUGUGUUUGUGUAUGAUAUGACAAACAUUGCCAGUUUUCACAGUCUGCCAUCAUGGAUAGAAGAAUGCAAACAACACCUUCUUGCCAAUGAUAUACCACGGAUUCUUGUUGGAAACAAAUGUGACCUGAGAAGUGCUAUUCAGGUACCUACGGACUUGGCCCAGAAGUUUGCCGAUACUCACAGUAUGCCGUUAUUUGAAACCUCUGCCAAAAACCCCAAUGACAAUGACCAUGUGGAGGCCAUAUUUAUGACACUGGCUCACAAGCUUAAAAGCCACAAGCCGUUAAUGCUUAGUCAACCCCCAGAUCGCGAUGAAAUACAUAUAAAGCCUGAACCAAAACCUGCUAUGACAUGCUGGUGUUAAAUUGUACAGCUGUCAGCUGUCACCUUGUCUAGUUUGCAAAUGCUUCAAAAUUAUGAUCUUGGCAAAGUUCUAGGUUUUGGUAACAAUUACAGCAAAUCUCUUUGGCACUUUAAUGUGGGUGGUUUUUUUUAAUUUCCUGGUGUAGAUGUGCCCAUCUCAUGUUUUUUUGCACUUUGUAAUUGUACUUUCAGAAUUACUGAAGUUUCACUAUAGAUAUACGGGAAAGUAAACUUGCAAGUGAAGUUUUGACAAAGCAGUUCUACUUGAGCUCUUGCUGCCUGAGAUUGUUUUCAUCACUUGUGGUAAGGUUAUAAAUAGUAAGCCAGUUUACUAAUACUUUUGGUUGCUACUUGCAUUUGAAUAAUGUAGGAGAAAAGUGUUUUGUGACAGCCAGGCAGCUUGAUUUUUGGGUCAGAGAGGGGGAGGUUUUUGGCAUAUGGAGGAAUAUUUGGUGACUGCUAGCAAAUUGCUAAGCAAGUACCUUCUGCUUUAAAAAUAAAAUCCCAGGACUGUCAGGUGAAGUCUGGGCUGUCAGUGUAGGAGCAAACUGCUAGCUUUUGGCCUGUCAUUCCACUGUAAACUUCGUUUCCUCAUGCAAUGGUAAGAGAAUUGACAAACUUGUCCCUACCUCUAUAUACUUAAAACUUCCUUUUUUUUUUUUUUUUCCCCAUGAUUAGCAUGUAAAACUCAACUAUGCAUUCCUUCUUAUGGAAAGUACUGUAGCACAGGAUUUAGGGUAAACUUGGGACUAUAACUUCUCUGACCGUACUAAAACUUCAGUGAGGAUAUAUUUCUGAAGAUGCUGUAUUUGACUUGAGUCCCAGGGUGAGUAAAAACACUUAGUAAAAGAUUGACUGAAGUUGGCAAAAGCAUGCUGAUUUUCAAGGAUAGGGAUUUCAGAGGGUUUUGAUGAUGAUGAAUGCUUCUCAGAUACCUUGAAAAAGGUUUUUACAACCAAUCUGAGUGAUAACAUAUUUUAGGGAUGGAAAUGUUUAGGAAAGAAUGUUAGGAAUAUGGGACUUUCUUAAAAUACUUCUGAAUGCAAAAUAAAUUAGAUCUUGAAAUACGGAGAAAACCUGCCCAAUACAUUAUCUGUUACAGAUUUUUGAGCUAAAACCUGUUUGUGUAAUGGCAUGGCUGAAUGCAGGGCAUCUGUGGCAUUACUAUUGUGAGUUGGUAAUGUUUUGGGUCAGAUGAGGGAAGUUAUUCCUCUAGAGCCACCUUCUGUGUUCUCAUAACUGUAGCUGGUAUAUAAUCUGAAGGUCAAGUUUCAUAAUAAAAAUGGUGCUAGAUUGCACAUAAUUAUGUAAGGUGAAACGUAAGCCAUAGAAUGCAGUCUAUGACUUCAUUUCUGUGCCACGCCAGACAAUGUUUUCUGGCUUAGUUUUUGAAGGAAUUGAAAUAAAAAUGAGGAUUUUUGUGUGCAAUGCUGACAGGAAACUAAGUGGAAGGGCCAGUUCAGAAGCUGCCACCCUUGUGAUCACAUUAGAAACAAAUCAUUGAAACAAGAUAACUAAUACUAUUUGAACUAUUAUAGUUAGUAAUAUGUAAUUCUAUUGCAAGUUAUACUGAAGGAAGAAAAAUGCAUUGACUUUUUUCUAUAUUUAAAGCAUUCAGCUUGGUCUCAUAUGGUUAAAAUAUAAAGCUGCUAUAACCAUGACAGUAAUUUUGUUUAGGACGCAUUUGUAAAAGGGAAUUUUUGUAUUCACUCUGAACCUUAUAUGACUAGAAUUUGGUUUACAGUCCUUUCAGAAACAGUCAGCUUUUUAACACUAGUGUCCUUAAUGAUUUUUUAAGAAAAGGAUUAAUCUUAAAUUCGUGUUUAUACUGUUGUAAAUAAAUAUGGUUUACAGUCCUCUUGGACAAUUUGUUUUUCACUCAUGUCCUUAAUUCUUUUUCUCAAAGGGAUCCAUGUUAACUGUUUGCAUAGUAUGUCAGCAAACUUUUUUUUUUUUUUUUUAUUAAAAAAUGACAGAAUGAAGAAUUCCAAAGUUGGUCAGGUUGGGGGUUGAGGUAAGAAAAGUAUGGAGCUGCAAUGUUAAAUUUGAUAUCAAACAUCUGCAAAUCUGUUAAGCUUUGAGUUAUUCACAACCUGUAAAUAAGGGCCCUCAUGUCAUUAGACUUGUGUGGAAGCAGUGUUUAAAUAUGUAAUUUUGUCUUCAGCACAAAGCAUGUUUUAAUGGUUCUGCCAUAAGGGUAAUGUGGUCAGUAAUGCAGGAUUCAGUAUGCUUCCUGGCUUUCAGUGGUAACGUGCUGCCCACAACAUUGAUGUCAAAAGUACUGAAUACUUUGUCUAUGUAUUUUCACUUUACCAAAUUGUAAAGUUGGAUCAUUUUCUAUGUGUUGAUGGGGAGGGCAAGACAUAAUCCCAGAAACCUAAUAAACUGGCUUUGCCACAAA